This is a messenger RNA of Paralichthys olivaceus (Japanese flounder), 798 nucleotides long. NCBI's taxonomy places the organism in Eukaryota, Metazoa, Chordata, Actinopteri, Pleuronectiformes, Paralichthyidae. The record is from RefSeq and is a predicted model, not a curated record.
UGAGCGGCCUGGCAGUGACCUCCAGGACCUGCAGCAGCCUGGGACUUUCCUGGCAGGCCGGCCCCGGCAGGACGCAGCGCUUCAGGCUGCAGCUGUGGGAGCGAGCUCAGGGUCCCGACCACUCAGGGCUGGUGAAGAACGAGACGUUGGAGAGCACGACCACACAACACGCGCUCGUUGGACUGACGCCGGGACGACUGUACAACGUUACCAUGGUAACAGAGGCUGGAGAUCUGCAGAGCAGCAGGACGAUCGAGGCCCAGACAGCUCCUGCUCCCGUGUCCAACCUCACCGGCGUCGUCCACAACAACACAAGCUUUUUGUUGUCAUGGCAACGGCCCAGAGGCGACCUGGAGGCUGUCGUCGUCACCGUCUCGACCAACGGGACGAGCUUCUGGGAGACGACACUUCCACCAAACGCCACAGAGGUCGCCACAGACCAGCUGACUCCCGGCUCGACCUAUCGGGUCACAGCCGUGUCGAGGAGCGGGGAGCUGACGAGCCAAUCAGAAAUCAACAUCAGCUCUGCUCCGGCAGCGGUCUCCUUCCUCUCGCUGUCUCCCGCCUCUUCCUCCGAGGGCCUCGUCCUGCACUGGACGCCCCCUCUUGGCCACUGGGAGAGUUACAGGCUGUUCCUGUUCGACGGCCUCCAGCAGUUAGUCGACACCAGCGCGGACAGAGAGGCGGAGAAGUUCAUCUUCCCAGGGACGGAUCUAACACCUGGGAGGACGUACAGAGCUGUGCUGAGGGUGGAGAGCGGAGGACUGUGGGCUGAGAGCAGCUGUGAAGGAACAACAG